Molecule: messenger RNA, 1566 nt
Organism: Cyclocybe aegerita
Lineage: Eukaryota; Fungi; Basidiomycota; Agaricomycetes; Agaricales; Hemipholiotaceae
Source: the annotation of a GenBank genome assembly
AUGCUAUCUUUCGCGAGCUUGGUCUGCUUUUCCGUCGUCGCCAGUGUCGUUGUGGCACAGUCGCCCGUCAUAGGGCCAGUCGCCAACUUGCAUAUCGCCAACCAAGUCAUCGCCCCCGAUGGCUUCAAUCGAUCUGCUGUGUUAGCUGGCGCCAAUGACACUUCCCUCGCGUUUCCUGGACCACUUAUCCUCGCGAGGAAGGGUGACUCCUUCCAGCUCAACGUGAUCGAUGCUUUGACAGACACCACCAUGUUACGGAGCACCUCAAUUCAUUGGCAUGGGUUCUUCCAACGUGGUACCAGCUGGGCCGACGGUCCAGUUGGGGUCACACAGUGCCCGAUCUCACCUGGGAAUUCGUUCUUGUAUGAAUUCUCUGUCCCAGAUCAGGCGGGCACCUUCUGGUACCACUCCCAUGAUUCCACUCAAUACUGCGAUGGCCUUAGAGGCGCUAUGGUCGUUUAUGAUCCUGACGAUCCUCACAGGAGCCUCUACGAAUUCGAUGACGCAACGACGGUUAUUACGCUCGGGGAUUGGUACCACGUCCCCGCGCCGUCUGCUGGUCUUGUGCCAACUCCAGACGCAACUCUCAUUAACGGCGUGGGCCGUUACGCUGGCGGCCCGACUAUCCCUCUCGCAGUCAUCACGGUGUUGCCCGAGAGGAGGUACCGGUUCCGCUUGGUGUCCAUCUCUUGCGAUCCCAACUACACCUUCUCCAUUGAUGGACAUACAAUGACCAUCAUCGAAGUCGAUACCGUGAACACAGUCCCCCUCGAAGUCGAUUCCAUCCAGAUCUUCGCGGGACAACGCUACUCCUUCGUCCUGAACACCAAUCAGCCCAUUUCGAACUACUGGAUCCGCUCGGAGCCAAACGUCGGUACUCAAGGCUUUGAUGGCGGAAUCAAUUCCGCCAUUUUGAGAUAUUGGGGCGCAGACGCGAUCGAUCCAAAUACGACCUCGACGCUUAGUAAUCCUAUGCUGGAGACCAAUCUGGUUCCGCUCUCAGGGGCUGCUGCACCUGGGGUUCCGGAGGUCGGUGCUGCAGACGUGAACAUCAAUCUCGACAUUGCGUUCGGCUUUGAUGACCUCAGGUUCCGCGUCAAUGGUGCUACUUUCGCCCCGCCCACUCUUCCCGUCUUACUGCAAAUCAUGAGUGGCGCAUUGACUGCAGCUGAUUUGCUCCCCUCCGGCUCUGUGUACGCUCUCCCCCCGAACCAAGUUGUCGAGCUUUCUCUUCCUGGUGGAUCUGUUGGCAGUCCGCAUCCAAUUCAUCUUCACGGGCACACCUUCGACGUCGUUCGCAGCGCCGGAAGCUCCGUAUACAACUACGCGAAUCCGAUCAAACGCGACGUUGUGAGCAUCGGUACAACUGGAGAUAACGUCACCAUCCGGUUUACGACGGACAACCCCGGCCCAUGGAUCAUGCAUUGCCACAUUGACUGGCACUUGGAGAUCGGUCUCUCAGUUGUAUUUGCUGAAGACACCGGAACCGUCAACGCGGCCGACCCUCCUGUUGCUUGGGACGACCUUUGCCCCAUCUACAACCAGACCUUCCCUCCUGCUGCCUGA